CUGGAGAGAGAGAGAGAGAGGGAGGGAGGGAGAGAGAGUGGAGUUGUGUCCCAUAUGUGGAAAAAAAGCAUAGCAGUGCACACACGAGUCUGGUCUGCUCCAGGGAUUAUCGUAGCGCUUUCAGAUCUGAUGGAGGACAUGCAGGCAUGAAUAGGGCUGUUCUGUUGUCACUGCGAGCUCAUGCUAGUGAUGGACUACAGCCGGACGGACGCUAACCUUAGCUGGCGUUCACAAAACAGCAUUCCUCCUUACUGAGACCAGCUCCACAGAAUGCUGAGUCCUAUUGUCCCCUAUAGCCUGUUAAAGAUGCACUGGAACCCAGAGCAUGCCCAGCCUCUCAGCCAGUGGCCUGAGCAGCACCUGGACGUCUCCUCCACCACCUCCUCUCCGGCCCACAAGUCGGAAUUCUACUCUGGCCGCGGUCGCAGUGGCUACAACUACGCCUGGGCCAAUGACGACAUCUCUGCUCUCACAGCCUCCAACCUAUUGAAGCGUUAUGCUGAGAAAUACUCUGGUGUGCUGGACUCACCAUAUGAUCGGCCGCCUACUGUGGGCACCUACCCAGAGCCAGGGGCUUUUGGGGGCCUCACCGUCCCCAAGACUGAGCUGGAGCCCUGGCCACUGACACACAGCACUGAUGCCUCCUAUUCCCUGGUGCCCCCUGGAGGCCAUGACGGUUCCAAGGCUGUAGCCACAUCUGCAGGCCCUCCAGGGGUUAGUAGUGUUUCAGUGGUGAACAGUAACCUCUCAGACUCGGGCUACAGCGGCAGCAGCUCCUGCAGCGGCUCCAGCGAGUACCCCUCUAGUUACAAUGGCACCUAUCUUUCCUCAGGGUACUGUCCCCAACCCAGUGCAGCACUUCCCCCUGCCUCCCUCCACACCCUCCAAUCCACCCCCACCCUAGUGCCCAGCUACAGCCCUACCACACCUGUCUAUAACUACCCUCCUAGCACGUAUCCUCCCCAGACCAGCCUUGCCCCCACCUACAGCCACCCCUCUGCAACUUACCUGCCCUCAGGUCUACCAGCCCCUACUCCCGUUCCCUCAAGGCCCACAGUGGUAGGAGGCAGCUAUAGUUACCAGAGCACCAACCUUGGGACAUCUGAGUCUGGAGGGACAUUAAAAAGAAAAGCAUUUGAGAUGAGUGUAGAAGAGGAUGAGAGUGGGGACGGGUCUCGGUACAGGAAAUACAGCUAUGACCCGUUGAAGACCGGGGGACACUCACCUUACAGUGUGAGUGACAAAACAGAGUGCAGAGGAAAUGGCUUCAGUAGUUCAGGCAGCACAGACCCUCAAACCUUCAAGCCCAGUAAGCCCUCCUCUCAGCCCCUGGUGUCUCCCCAGUAUGGGGCAGCAGGGGAGUACAGCCCUCCAGCGGGCAUGACGGGGGAGAAUGGAGUCACAGAGCAGGGCUUCAUCCAACAGCAGCCGCACCGCUCCCAGGCCCACAAACGCCCUCCAUUGUGUGCUCCAACUGUUGAGACUAUGAAGAGCCCAGACCACCGACUGUUGGACCUUGUGAAUGGGGAGUUACUGGACUGCAGCCCGGCACUGGGCUGGGGUGAGCUGUCCGGGCUCACCCAUGUCAAGGCUGCCCUGGAGGAGGACCUGUUGUGGCCCGUGUUGAGGCCCAGCGCAGUGAUGCGGCCACCACGAACCGUCCUGUUGUUCGGCCCCCGGGGAGGGGGAAAGACGACGUUGACUCGGUCUUUGGCUUCACAGUUGGGGGCUUCGUUCUACCGGUUAAGUGGAGCCAUGCUGGCCUCUAAAGGGAAGGCUGAGGCAGAGCACAUUCUGGGGUCUCUUUUGCAGGUGGCAGAAGCACGGCAGCCCUCAAUGGUGCUGCUCAGCCAGGUGGAGGCCAUGGAAGAGGAGGGGCUGAGGCAGACACUGCUGACCACCCUGGAGAAAGCCCAGGUGGGGACCACAGGUCUGGUGAUUCUUGUAUGUGCCACUGGAAGGCCAGAUCUGCUGCAAGAUGCAGUUCAUCGAAGCUUUGCCAAGAGAUAUCACGUUGGCCUGCCAGAUGUGGGGAUGCGCAGGCAGGUGCUGCUGCAGGCGCUGUCGCCCCAGGGCUGCAGCCUGAGCGAGAGGGAGCUGAGCGCCGUGCUGCAGCGCACAGAGGGCUUCACAGUGUGGGAGCUGCUGCAGCUCAGCCAGCAGGCACUCUCCUCAGCAUCCUCCCCCACUGGGGCCAUGCAUGGCCACCCCACAUCCUCCAAACCCCCAGCCUUUACAGACUUUGAGAAUGCCUUCUGCAAGGUGCGCCCACACACCACCACAAAAGAACUGGACACUUGUAUAGAGUGGAGCAAGAUGUAUAACCACUGAGAAAGCAGCCAGUCGGCGAACUCGGACUGCGUCACGACCCUGUCUUUGCUUUGACAUGGAACGCCUUGGGAAUGUUUUGUUGUUUUGUAAUUACAGAUUAUGCAGCCAAAAGAGCCAGAGAAGCUCAACGAUGCGGGAGAGCUGACAAAGUAGUUUUCCUGGCAGAAGCAUGCCAUGGUGUGCUGUUUUUGUUUUCGUAUGAAUAUCCGCAAUAUUUUAUUUUUCCCAAAGAAAAGAAAGAUGAAUAGGCCUUGUUGAGUGGGGUAGUGUAUUAGUCUUUUGGCCAAUGGGAAAAUCAGAUUAUAUACUAUUUGGAUACUCUCAGAGAUCCUGAUUAGCCUUGGUCCGGGACAAAAUCAAUUAUUUGUUGCUAGGUGACGUGGUCCAAGAUUAUGGAUAAUCAGGGUUUGGAAAAUCCCCCCUUUGACUGCUACUCUCAGGAUCCUAUUUAUUGCCAGUCCACGACCAUGUUGUCCUAAUGUUGAUUUAGUCAUUGGAUUGUCGCUAAUUAUUCAGUACGAAGGGCUCGGGAUCAUUUCAGCAAAAAACAGUUUUUGACCAAAAAGACGUCAAACCAAAUCAGCAGUGUUGCUAUAUUUCUCAAAGCAGACUGGUCCUGAAAAUCACCAUAAAUUAACCCCUCUUGACAGCUUCUCACCAAAUCAAAACAGUUAGUCCUUAAUAUUCUGACAAAUAAAAUAAAAUCAGAUGACUUGUAUUAAAUCCGAACAUGCUGCUGUCUUUCCCAGGAGUUAAGUUGUUUCAGUAAAACCUUGCACUUACACUCAAAAUGUCUGGUUGUAGAUAUAUUUCACAAGUAUCUACAUUUAACUCACCAACAGUUCUACACUUAAAAUGGUACAAUUCACAGACAACUUACUUUUCACUGUUAGGUUGUUGUCCUUGACUUCCGCAUACAUUUGUUCUCGAUCUCACAUUCCUCAUUGUCUGCAGUUUUCCUGAGAAUCUCACUCACAGAACAAAACGUACCCACUCGCGCGCACACACACACACACACACACACACACACACACACACACACACACACACACACACACACACCCAGCUUCUCCUACAGCGUGUCUGUUUGCGCUUUCACUUUCUCCUUUUGUUUUCUUAGUAUGUAGUCUUGUUUGAAAUGCUCAGGAAGAAUUUCUUUACCUCAGAAAUAUGAAAUACGAAAAAGAAUGUAUGUAAUCUUAGGGUCUUAGUAGAGGAGCGGCGCGGAGCGAGAGAACGGAGCGAGGAGAAACCUGACAGUCUUGUAACACCCGCUACAGCUGGGCUUUUACCUCGGGAGAGAAACUUGAAUAUGCUACAAAGAGUAACAUUGAAUGUAAUUCAGGUAUUUCAAAGGAUAUUUGAUGCCAUAAAUCCAUGUAUUAUUAUAUAUGAAUAUAUAAAUACGUUUUCUUUUCUGUUCUUUACCCUUUAUUUUUAUUGUAGUUUAUGGUGGAGUGAUGAUUGUCUUCAAGAAAUGCUAUGUAGAAUACAGAAAAUAUUCCUUUUUUUGUUGGACAAACUGCAAAUCCCCAUCUUAUUUCAUGUUUACUUGUAUAUGCAUGUCUUCUGUUUAUAGUUUCACAGCAAAAUAUUAUUUGAAAAUGUAAAUACAACGCACACAAUCAUACAGUGAACAUCUGAGCACAAAAUACCUUCCAAAAAACACAACAAAUACAAACACAGAUGCAAAAAAAUAAAAAAAUAAAGCUUAAAGAUGAAGUCGUGUUAUGUAGCUUUCAGCAAAUCCCAAAGUUAAUGUGUACAUAUUGUGGAUAAACCCAACAUGUGGACAAUCCAGACAGAUCUCUCUUUUUCCACCAGUCCGUCAGUUGUUUUUUAACAAGCUGGAAAAACCCGGUCAGUGGACUGCAGGUACAGAGGUCGUACGUAUUAGACUGUUGCCAUGGUCCUGAGGAGGUAUACACAGAAUGAUGUAAUAUUUCCCACUGCCCUUUCCUUCUUCUGUCUCCCCCCUCCCUCCCUCAUCAUUAUUUUUCUCUUUUUCUCUCUCCCCAGUGCAAUCUCAUUAGAUUGGAUUGCCCCCUAGCCACGAGCCCCAGUGGCCAUGUGGCGUUGUAUCCUCUCCCCACCCCACCCAGCCCUUCCCCCUCCUCUCCCCUUAUACCGAUUCCUCAUGGAGUGGAAGUGGUCUGAUUGAUGUCCAGCAACCCUAUAUCACAGUGCAGCCGUCCCUCUCCAGCUGGUGGCUUCAGUCAUGCCAUACAGCCAGAUCAAUCAGAGUGACCCCUGCUGUGCACACUGAUCACUGUCUCCGAAACUGAAAACACAUACAACACAGCCCCUGCCUCAAGGUCCAAAUACUGCUCGCAAUUAUUCACGUGUAAUCACAGAAAUUAAAUAAUAACGAUGACUCAAAGGUACAAGUAGCCGCAGCAUUUUGAUUUGUUGUUGCUCCCACUUUCUCCCCGACAGUUUGUCCAACAAAACAAGCUUUUAUUUUUUACGUUUUGAUCUGUUAUGGCGGUAACUUUGUUCUUGGUUAUUGUACAUUUUCUGUAACCAUUUCUACCUCAUUUUUGCGGCAUAUUGUACAUGAAAGUAUUUAUUUCAUGUCUUUUUUGAUGUCUGUUUUAAAAAUGAUAAUAAUGUUCUUGAACUGUAAUGGUCUACCUCAGAAAAGACUGUAUUUUAAGAGAAGAGUAUCACACAAUAUUAAACAGAAUUUGUCAAUAUUGCACUGCGG
Messenger RNA from Epinephelus moara (kelp grouper), 5038 nucleotides. RefSeq names its product fidgetin like 2 (gene fignl2). Bases 271 to 2331 code for a protein of 686 amino acids. The transcript has 3 exons. Lineage: Eukaryota; Metazoa; Chordata; Actinopteri; Perciformes; Serranidae. Gene Ontology annotation, molecular function: ATP binding; microtubule severing ATPase activity; ATP hydrolysis activity. The record is from RefSeq and is a predicted model, not a curated record.